Puccinia graminis f. sp. tritici CRL 75-36-700-3 is the source of this 2871-nucleotide messenger RNA. RefSeq lists its product as uncharacterized. NCBI's taxonomy places the organism in Eukaryota, Fungi, Basidiomycota, Pucciniomycetes, Pucciniales, Pucciniaceae. The record is from RefSeq and is a predicted model, not a curated record. The transcript has 13 exons. The coding region runs from base 1 to 2871 and encodes 956 amino acids.
AUGGAUCCACGGAAAUCUUCGGGAUUGUUCGCACGUCUUUGGUCACUAGUCGUUUUAUAUGACAAUUUCGGCCUGGAACUGUAUGACCAAAUCACGGCGGUUGAGGACUAUUAUCCCUUUGCCACCGAGUUGGCAAUCCUACGGGCCAAGAGUCGUGAAAUCGCUUGUCGGCUCGGUGGAUUUUCGACUGCUUCAACGUCCAAAAUGAAUGAAACUCUGUUGGUAGACGCAGACGGACGAGAAGAGAUAAAUCAGGCAGGUUCGGACGCUGGCUUGAGAUUUGUUAAGCCUCUGGCCGCAGUGCCCGAAGAUUCCUCGUCCUCUCCCGCGAAGGCCACUGGAUUUUCCCUUACAAUUAUCGAGCUGGGGGCUGGUUCGUUGAAAAAAACUUCACAUCUAUUGGACAAUGUUGCUCGACUUCUUCGAGAUCGCGAGGGUGAAGCUCGAACCGGGCCGUAUAUGUCGCAAGCGGAAUAUUAUGCACUCGAUCUAGAGAUGGAGCAGUUAAGGUCGACUUUAUCGGCGAUCCAAUUGCCGGAAGAUAGUGGAGUAGGACCGACAGUCGGAAAGCAGGUUCAAGGUCAUGGUAUCUGCGGGACUUAUACCCAAGGCUUGGAUUGGAUUUACAAGUCGCUGACUACGAGUAGUCAAGCGGAGUCUGUGGAGCUUGGAAAGGCCGGAUGUCGCAAAGCUAUCCUUUGGCUAGGAUCUUCUAUCGGCAACUUUUCUCCUGCAGAAGCCGUUAAAUUUUUGAGAGAGGAACUCGGCCGAGCACUGGAUAAUGACACUCGAGUAUUGAUCGGGAUCGACAAUUGCCAAAUACCAGAAAAGGUUCAACUCGCUUAUAAUGAUCGACAAUCAGUCACCAAGAAGUUCAUUCUGAAUGCGAUUACAGUCGUCGCUCGCCGUCUGGGUGUGCCUGAAGCCGUCUUGAGCCUUGAAGAUUUUGACUACGUCUCACGGUAUAAUGAAGGUAUGAGUCGGAAUGAGGCUUAUUUGCGGGCUAGACGGGAUAUCAAUUUCGAAGUCACGUCAGUCGAAGGAAUCGGCACCGCAGUUGAAAGUAGUUUGAUCCAAAUCAAGGCAGACGAAUUGAUCCUGGUGGAAAGGUCUUAUAAGUUUUCGCCCGACGAUGCCUAUCGAUUGUUUGAUCAAGCGGGUCUGCGAGUCAUACAGAAAUGGAGUGAUUCACCUGACCCAGUUGCCCCGACACACACACUCUACCUCAUAGAACGUGCGGCGUUUCAUUUCUUUCGCACGGCGCCAUGGCCUUCUAUGGGAGAUCUUCCGCUAUCUCCGGCUGAUCGGCCGGUAAUUCACAAGGAAGCCUCACCUAAUUGGCAACUACUCGUGCAAAUUUGGGAUACAAUGUCAAAACAUUCUUUACCAAUCCGGAUGUCAGACGGUCAUCAGCACAAAUCUCCAAACACAUCUUUUUAUUCUGAGGGAAAAAAUUCAUCCAUCGGGUCGGCGGAUUUGAGUUCGACAACUAGUGGGGGAUUGCCCUCCAUGUCAGACUGGAUCACCUUGUGGAAAGCAUGGGACACGGUAACAAUAGAAAUGAUUCCUAGAAAUAUGAUGCAUAAAAAACCCAUUGAUUUACGACAUGCUUGCUUUUUUUAUCUGGGCCACAUACCAGUGUUUGCAGACAUCCAUCUUAGUCGAUACUUCAAUGUAGCAACCGCGGAGCCUCAACGGUUUGCAGAGAUUUUCGAACGCGGAAUCGAUCCCCACUUGGACGAUCCCAGCAAAUGUAACGAUCAUUCUCCGUUUCCCGAUCAAGAGAAUGAAUGGCCAUCCUUCGAAGAAGUGAUUGCAUUCCGAGAUCAAUUGCGAACAAGGCUUACGGAAGUUUAUGAAGGACUUGGAAAAGAAUUUAUAGGGAGUAAGAUUUUGCUGACAAGGAAGCUGGGGAGGGUUUUGUCAAUGAUAUACGAGCAUGAAGCUAUGCAUCUUGAGACACUCCUGUAUAUGUUGCAACAGACAGAUUUCUUUAAUCCUCCCCCUGGGUUUACGCCGCCUGAUUGGGACUCCUUGGCUCGUGAAUGGGAUUGUACGGUAACUGCUCAAAGUGAAGCGUUCGGACUGAUUGAAUACUCGACUCCGCAAACAAUUACUGUGGGGCAUGAUGAUCUGGAGGAAGAAGAUUCUUCUAAACCAUUUUCUGAAGCUCACGAGUAUGGAUGGGACAAUGAAAGUCCUUCAAGGCAGGUGGAGGUGAAGCCUUUCAAACUCGAAGCAGCACCCAUCACCAACCGCGAAUACCUCGAAUUUAUCCUCCAAGGGCUUUCUAAUUUCAAACCCAUCGACGAUCAUGCGAUUCCUCAAUCAUGGAUUUAUGUCUUCGACCCCAGCGAACAGGAGUCGAAGAAACAUCAAGUCCAGAUCAAGACAUUCUAUGGGCGGAUACCUUUUGUUGUUGCGAAGCAUUGGCCGGUGCAAGCCUCGGGACGCCAGCUAGAACGUUUCGCGAAAUGGAAAGGCGGCCGGUUGCCGACUGCAGAUGAACUGAGGGUAUACCUUUCCGACAACCCGAUCAGUCAGUCCGUCCAAAGUCCCAUUGGAUUUCUCAACUGGCACCCCCUGCCACCUCAACGGCCGCGCAAAGGUGCCGAUGGACGGUGGCGAGGAGGCUGGAACGGCGGAGUUUGGGAGUGGACUUCUACGACCUUUGAGCCUCAUCCGAACUUCAAACCUAGUCUCUUAUAUCCCGGUUAUUCGAAAGACUUCUUUGACGGUGAGCACAAUGUCCUGCUGGGUGGCUCUUGGGCAACGAUCCCACGAAUUGCACAUCGGCAAAGUUUCGUUAAUUGGUAUCAGUUUAAGUAUCCAUACGUUUUUGCGGGAGGCCGAGUUGCUUAUGAUUAUUGA